AUGACUACAGAGGAUACCUAUCCUGAAAGACUAGUGUUACCCAAUAUACUUAGACAACCAUGGAUACUACAUACUGUCAUCGAAAACUUGUUGUCCGCCAUUCGCAAUACUGUUACUGCCAGUCAACGCCAGGAUGACGGUACCAUCGCUCUUCCGUUGUUCGACCCGGGCACUGGCGAUAAAGCAGCCGCCGCAGCCUGGAGCAUAGAGAUCGAGGGGACCAGCAUGGAGUUCGGUUGGAGCAGCAUCGCCACGGUAGCAAAGGUAGGUAAAGCCCUUGAGGGCUCUGCAUUACUUGGCUUGAAUCGUGUGAACCUCAAAACGGUAGAACCUGGGAGAAUCUUAAAUCGGAAAUUAUCGCCAAAAGAAAAAUCUUUCCGAGAAGUUAUACAAAGCUGUGGCAUACUGUUGAUUCAUACGCUAGGUCUUAGGGAGUGGAAGGUAGAUUGGGAUGAGGAAGGAAGUGAUUAUGAUAGGAGAGAUGAUGGUUGGGGUGACGCGUCUGACUAUUUCAGUUACGUCUGUUUCAUAGGGAAUCAGACCAAUAACAGGCGGCAACCACGUGAAGGAGAUAGUCAGGCUUGCCUCAGGGAUCUACACGACCCGCGCUCUCCCCUGAGGCCGUUCGCCAGAUUAUCACUUGGGUUUAGUGAUAAAAUAGGUGAUGCGUCAGUUUGA
Messenger RNA from Diatraea saccharalis (sugarcane borer), 678 nucleotides. Lineage: Eukaryota; Metazoa; Arthropoda; Insecta; Lepidoptera; Crambidae. The record is from the annotation of a GenBank genome assembly.